AUGAGGCUGGCCAUAGUUUACCUCCUUUUCUCUUUUUGCGCGAGUAUCGCUGCCACGGGUAUUCGUGGCUCUGCUGAACGUAUCUACAUGCAAGAGGAAAUCUUCGACGACCCCGGAAAGGACGGCGGGAUCGCCACGGGCUGCGUCGGCUCACGGACAGGGCUCCGAGGGCAACCCAACCGGUGCACUCUGCGUGAGCUCUGCGAGUACAUCUGGGCGCCGACAAACCAGCACAACACGAAACCCGACCCGGCCAAAAUGAGCUGGCCGUCGUGGAGCGCAGCCGCUGCGGACGACAUUUGGAGUAAAGGCGAAAGAACUGUAGCGGAGGCGAUGGCCUUGGUUGUGGAAGGCGUCGAUGAGAAGAACCGCAAGGGGAAGAAGAAGGGCGUGUACUAUAAUGGGUAUUGGGAUGCUUCCAAGGUGCUUCCCGGGUUUAGCACCACGGCGAGCGAGUACUACCGUGCGGCGCGGGAGCUGGGCGACUGGCAGGUGGCCGCCAGGAGGGCGAUUGAGGCGCAGCUUGGAGGAAAUGGCCUCAAUCCCGAUCAGAAGAGGCUAUUCAAGAACUGGAAUAUGGAGGGCGAGCGGGCCGUGAAGCUGGUGGUGGGCUUGCGGCGGAAGGACCUCAAUGAGUUUGUGAUCAAGCAGAUGAGGCGGCCGCUAUACUUCGGUCGACAAAUUGCGAGGACGCCCAUGACAGACUACGAGGAGUUCGCCAAAAUGCAGGGGGCGAUGCAGCCUGAUAGGGGAGGCACGAUCGUCAUGUACGAGCAGGGCUACCCCGGUGGCCGGGCGCAGUUGAUCGCGGACUACGAUGCGGCCAUCAGCCUAAUGCGCCAGACGCAGGACAACCGGUUGCAUCGGAGGGCUAUCACGAGUUGGGCGCAUUCGAGCAAUCGGAUCAAGAACUGCAAGCCUUUUUUUUUGCUUACGUUGCUGAUCGCAACCGAUCGUCCAAAGGAUGUAUUGCCCCUCCAGGCGCUUCUCUUCCAACCAUCUGUCCUCUUGCAUCUAACCACAAUGCAUCCCACCGGAGCCCCUGUUCUGCCCACUAAAGUCCUUCUUCGCAUCGCAGUUCAUCUCAAGCCUCUGGAUCAGAUCUCCCUGCUACAAGUAUUUCCCACAAUCGCUGGUCUUUUCAACCUCCAACAGUUUGCCAGCACAGACGAGAAUGGCAACACCAUUCUCCACCUCCAGGCUCGAGCGAGCACCACUGCUGGGGACUUAACACAUCCUGGUGCCAGCACUCCAUAUUUUCCAACCAUUCUAGAUUGCAGCCAAGGUGACAUCCUCCAUCCCCAGAAUCGAGAUGGCCAAACUCCCUUGAUGGAGGCGGCGUUUGCGGGCAAUAUUCCAUUCAUGCAGCGACUGUUGGAGAAGGAUCCUGAAGGACUCAACAUGGUUGAUGGUGUUGGAGCAACAGCAUUGUGGUAUGCUGUCUAUGGGAAAAACGUCCCGGCGACUGCGCUGCUGCUUGAACAGCCAUCCGUCGAUGUCAACCACCAACUGACAGAAGGCGAAGGCCGAGAUGCCUACCAAGUCACACCGUUCAUGCACGCUCUUUGGCACGGCUGGGGGAGAUACGAUAUCAUCUCUUUGUUUAUCAAGCACCCAGCAACUGACCUGACAUUUCUGGACUCGACUGGCCAGACUGCCAUUCACCUGGCUAUACAGGAAGAGCGAGAGGACAUAGUACGCGAUUUGCUCGAGUGCGGUCGCCUCGAUGUCAAUGCUGCCUGGGGUAAUGGCUGGACUCCCUUACACAGCGCCGCCGCAGGCUAUAAGGACACCAAAUUCGUCAAGCUCCUACUCGCACAGGAUGGCAUCGAUGUCAACCGGGCCACAGUCACCGGGGAAACUCCCCUGAUGACAACCAAAUCCCCUCAUUGCAUGGAAGUCCUGCUUGCUCAUCCUGGAAUCGAGAUUGACCGUGUAGAUGACUUUGGUUGGACUGCGCUGGGCUAUACCGCAUAUCGCGGUGGCCGCGGGGCACUGGAAUGUGCACAUGUCCUUCUACAGCAUGGAGCGCGCCCUGAUCUCGUGGACCUGGACGGCUACACCCCGAGAGAUAGAGCAGAGCAGGCCAAGCACUGGGAGAUGGUGAAGCUAUUGGAGGAUGCCCUCGGCCAGAAGUGA
Molecule: messenger RNA, 2139 nt
Organism: Aspergillus nidulans FGSC A4
Lineage: Eukaryota; Fungi; Ascomycota; Eurotiomycetes; Eurotiales; Aspergillaceae
Product: ankyrin repeat domain-containing protein
Exons: 3
Coding region: 1-2139 (712 amino acids)
Source: RefSeq, a predicted model, not a curated record